AGCACUUUGGGAGGCCGAGGUGGGCGGAUCACGAGGUCAGGAGAUCGAGACCAUCCUGGCUAACACGGUGAAACCCCGUCUCUACUAAAAAUACAAAAAAAAAAAAAAGAAAGUCUGGGUCCGGGGAAUAUCAUUUUUUGUUCCAUCCAUGCAGGGGUUGCUUGCCUCUGGGGUAGGAAACCCUCAGGCGGUGGCAGGUGCACAGGUAGGGGAGGAUGGAGAGGGCAGUGGUGCCUGAAGCCCUGGGUGGGCGGAGCUGACCCCGCAACACCAGCUCUCUCAUGCCUGCUCCUCCCUGUCCCCCCAGAGCUGCCUGAUCAUUGCUGCAGAAUGAACUCUAGCCCAGCUGGGACCACCAGUCCACAGCCCUCCAAGGCCAAUGGGAACAUCAACCUGGGGCCUUCAGCCAACCCAAAUGCCCGGCCCACAGACUUUGACUUCCUCAAAGUCAUCGGCAAAGGGAACUACGGGAAGGUCCUGCUGGCCAAGCGCAAGUCUGAUGGGAUGUUCUAUGCAGUGAAGGUGCUGCAGAAAAAGUCCAUCUUAAAGAAGAAAGAGCAGAGUCACAUCAUGGCAGAGCGCAGUGUACUUCUGAAGAAUGUGCGGCACCCCUUCCUCGUGGGCCUGCGCUACUCCUUCCAGACACCUGAGAAGCUCUACUUCGUGCUCGACUAUGUCAACGGGGGAGAGCUCUUCUUCCACCUGCAGCGGGAGCGCCGGUUCCUGGAGCCCCGGGCCAGGUUCUACGCUGCCGAGGUGGCCAGCGCCAUUGGCUACCUGCACUCCCUCAACAUCAUUUACAGGGACCUGAAACCAGAGAACAUUCUCUUGGACUGCCAGGGACACGUGGUGCUGACGGAUUUUGGCCUCUGCAAGGAAGGUGUAGAGCCUGAAGAGACCACAUCCACGUUCUGUGGUACCCCCGAGUACUUGGCACCUGAAGUGCUUCGGAAAGAGCCUUAUGAUCGGGCAGUAGACUGGUGGUGCUUGGGGGCGGUCCUCUACGAGAUGCUACACGGCCUGCCGCCCUUCUACAGCCAAGACGUAUCCCAGAUGUAUGAGAACAUUCUGCACCAGCCGCUACAGAUCCCUGGGGGCCGGACGGUGGCCGCCUGUGACCUCCUGCAAAGCCUUCUCCACAAGGACCAGAGGCAGCGGCUGGGCUCCAAAGCAGACUUUCUUGAGAUUAAGAACCAUGUAUUCUUCAGCCCUAUAAACUGGGAUGACCUGUACCACAAGAGGCUAACGCCACCCUUCAACCCAAAUGUGGCAGGACCUGCUGACUUGAAGCAUUUUGACCCAGAGUUCACCCAGGAAGCUGUGUCCAAGUCCAUUGGCUGUACCCCUGACACUGUGGCCAGCAGCUCUGGGGCCUCAAGUGCAUUCCUGGGAUUUUCUUAUGCGCCAGAGGAUGAUGACAUCUUGGAUUGCUAGAAGAGAAGCACCUGUGAAACUACUGAGGCCAGCUGGUAUUAGUAAGGAAUUACCUUCAGCUGCUAGGAAGAGCGACUCAAAGUAACAAUGGCUUAAAUGAGAAGCAGGUUUAUUUUUUUCCACAACAUAAAAGAAAAAUAAUGAGGCCGGGCGCGG
This is a messenger RNA of Piliocolobus tephrosceles (Ugandan red Colobus), 1590 nucleotides long. It is a transcript of the gene SGK2, whose product is annotated as serum/glucocorticoid regulated kinase 2. Gene Ontology annotation, biological process: protein phosphorylation. The transcript is spliced from 12 exons. NCBI's taxonomy places the organism in Eukaryota, Metazoa, Chordata, Mammalia, Primates, Cercopithecidae. The record is from RefSeq and is a predicted model, not a curated record. Gene Ontology annotation, molecular function: protein serine/threonine kinase activity; ATP binding. The coding region runs from base 331 to 1434 and encodes 367 amino acids.